CGCUAUCCUAUAUACCUCGGCUAAAGGUGAUCGCCGUAUUCGAGUCCACACCCUCUGUUUGCCUGUGGUUCACACUGUCGAAGAGGUCUUUGCUGGUGCUGAUCAGGGUGCAAUUUUAUGCCUGCUUGCUAAGAUGGCUGUAGAACGCAGUCUUUCCUCUAGUUUGGACAACGCGCGUGAGGCACUUGUAAACGCUGUUACUGAUUGCCUUGCCGCCUUCGCUUCUUCCACAGGACUUAAUGUCGCCAGUUGUGAUGGUCAACUCAUCUGUCCUGCUAGCUUGCGCCUUCUACCACUUCUGAUAUGUGGUUUGCUAGCAUCGCGAGCCUUUCAACGUUCGGGCACAACUAACAGCAGCGGUAGUAACUUCAGUCGUUUGGAUGAGCACUCUGCUGCCCUAGAGCGUAUGAGACUUGCUCCGCCUAGUGAAUUAAUUCCCAUUGCCUAUCCUCGACUAUACUCGAUCGCUCGUCUCUGUAUGAACCCUUUGGGCGCGUUAGGGGUUGAUGAAACCUCUGAU
Protopolystoma xenopodis is the source of this 520-nucleotide messenger RNA. Lineage: Eukaryota; Metazoa; Platyhelminthes; Monogenea; Polystomatidea; Polystomatidae. The record is from the annotation of a GenBank genome assembly.